UUAAUUAAAAAGAAAAAUAGAGAAAGAGGGAGGAAGAGGAAGAGGGGUUUGGUCCGAUGGCACUUGCUGGCAGAGUAGGUUGUCGCUGAAGGUGGAUCUGAAUCUGAUCGUCUGAUGAGAUUGAGACCAGAAAGCGGCGAAGAAGAAGGAGAAACUGUAAUUCUCUCAAUCCAAACUGCCAUUUUCGAUGUAAUCUUAAUUCAUAAUCUGCUCUUCAGGUCAGUCUUAAUCCUUAAACCUAAACUCUCUCUCCCAUUGAUUCUGUUCAAUGCACUUCUGUACCGUGAUUUCUCGCCAUGUUUUUUAAUCGAUCCCUCUAGUCAAUCCGCGGACGAACUUCAAUUUUAACAUCCCCACACACACUCUCUCUACUGUGGUUUUUGGGGAUCACUAUGAUCUAGAGUUAAGCAAUUCAGUUGUUAUAAUGAAGGAUUUUGGUGCGUUUCUGAGGAAUUAUUGAAGUUUUGUGCCGAAUCAGAGAAAAAUGGUGUUGGGUAGAUUUAGGGAUGUUUUCUCGUUUGUAGCCAGUCGUUUGUCGGGCCGACAGUCUUCUACGGAUGCGUAUAAAUCAUCGUCGCCUCCGUUGAUCGAUUCUUCGCCUCCUCUUGUUGCUGGAUUUUCAAGUCCUGCGCUUAAGAACAAUAUAAGGCUUUCAUCGUCUCUUCAGGAUCUUUCUGCUUACCGUAGACUUGAUCUCGAAGAGGGUAAUCAUGGACUUGGGAGUGCAGCUUCUGAUUUUAGACCGCCCCAGCGAGAGAAUGCUGGCUCUAGUUUCUCGAAGGAGAAGGCAUUGCCUGGAGGCUCCUCCCGGUGGCCGAUCAAGAAGUUGGUGCGAACAAUUGUUCUUUUUCUGUGUCUUUUGCUCGUUUGUUUUCUAAUUUAUACGGUUUCUAUGUAUAUUUAUUCAUAUUGGUCUCAAGGAACACCAAGAUACUUUGUGGUGCUUGACUGUGGAAGUACUGGGACUCGAGCGUAUGUAUAUCAAGCAAAUAUUAAUUAUAAGAAAGAUGGAGCCCUUCCCAUUGCCAUCAGGUCAUAUACAGGACAGAAGAAGAAAUCGAAGUCUCAGAGCGGACGGGCUUAUGAUCGAAUGGAAACAGAACCAGGGCUUGAUAAGUUGGUUCGUAACGUGACUGGUUUGAAGAAAGCGAUUAAACCCCUGCUUCAUUGGGCUGAGAAGCAGAUUCCUAAGCGUGCCCAUGAAAGCACUUCUCUUUUCCUCUAUGCGACCGCUGGGGUUAGAAAACUACCACCUGCAGAUUCGAAAUGGAUUCUGGACAAUGCUUGGUCUAUAUUAAAGAGUUCGCGCUUUCUUUGCCAGAGAGAAUGGGUUAAAACCAUUACAGGUACAGAAGAGGCUUACUAUGGAUGGAUUGCCCUUAACUAUCAAAAACAAUUGUUGGGGGUUAAACCAAGGGAACUAACAUAUGGGGCACUUGAUUUGGGAGGGUCUUCCUUGCAAGUAACUUUUGAAAGCAAGGAACGAAAUGAGUCGAGUUUGAACAUUAGAAUUGGAAAUGUUGAUUAUCAUCUUAAUGCUUAUUCGCUUACCGGGUAUGGUUUAAAUGAUGCAUUUGGGAAGUCUGUUGUCCACCUAUUAAGAAGGAUUCAAGAACAUGAAAAGCUAGACUUGUCUAAAUUUAAACUUAACCACCCUUGCCUGCAUUCUGGGUACAAUGAGAAGUAUACCUGUAACCAGUGUGGAAAAUUGUUGGGUAGAGGAGGUAAUUCAGGAAUUUCUCUAAGGCUGAUUGGUGCUCCGAAUUGGGAAGAAUGUUCUGCACUUGCUAAAGUUGCAGUAAAUUUUUCCGAAUGGUCAAAUACGAGUGCUGGACUUGAUUGUGAUGUGCAACCAUGUGCCAUAACUAAUGACUACCCUCCACCGUAUGGGAAUUUUUAUGCCAUUUCUGGUUUCUUCGUGGUGUUUCGAUUUUUCAAUCUGACUUCAGAGGCUGCACUUGAUGAUGUAUUAGAAAAGGGUCACAAAUUUUGUGAGAAACCUUGGGAAGUUGCACGGGCUAGUGUUGCUCCACAGCCCUUUAUUGAGCAAUACUGCUUUAGGGCACCAUACGUAGUCUCGCUCCUUAGAGAGGGGUUGCAUAUUACUGAUAAACAAAUUAUUAUUGGUUCAGGGAGUACAACUUGGACUCUCGGGGUUUCACUGUUGGAGGGGGGGAAGACGUCUGCAGUUACAACCAGACUACAGCUCCAUGGUAGUGCAAUACCUAGAUUUUUUCGGAGACCCUAUCUCCCAAUUUUCCGGCAUAAUACUGUCUCUACCACAUCUGUUCUAAACAUUCCAUCUCCUUUUCGGUUACAGCGGUGGAGUCCAAUGAGUUCUGGGGAUGGCAGAGUCAAGAUGCCACUGAGUCCAACAGUUAAAGGCUCUCAAGAAAGACCCUUUGGCUUAGGACAUGGCUUUGGCAGCAGUAGUGGCAUCCAACUUAUGGAGUCAUCCUUGCACCGGUCAUCCAGCAGUAUGGUCUCGCAUAGCUAUUCUUCAAAUAGUCUUGGCCAAAUGCAAUUUGACAGUAACAGCGUCGGUUCGUUCUGGACCCCACGUCGUAGUCAGAUGCGCCUUCAAAGUAGACGUUCGCAAUCUCGAGAGGAUCUGUCAUUGACGUCGGCUGAAACACACAUGGUGAAGGUUUAGAAGAAGCAGGCUUUAAAGUGUAGAUGAUCGCAAUCUCGAGAGGAUGUUUCUUCGUCGUUGGCCAAUGAAACACACAGAUGCUGAGGGUUUAGAAGAAGCAGACUUCAGAAAUUUUGGUAGACACUACUAAUUUGACUUCCCUCCCCCCUGCAUUGCUUUUCUGACUCUUGAAUAGAUAAUAUAUGGAAAAAGUUUGCAUAGAGGUUCAUGAAUUCAAUUUAGGAGUUCUUUCUGUAUCUGAAGGAACAAUUUUUAUAUGAGAAGUAGAUGUGCAUAUAUAUAGUCCCGUUAAA
Cucurbita maxima (winter squash) is the source of this 2946-nucleotide messenger RNA. RefSeq names its product probable apyrase 7. Gene Ontology annotation, molecular function: nucleoside diphosphate phosphatase activity. Gene Ontology annotation, biological process: nucleoside diphosphate catabolic process. The record is from RefSeq and is a predicted model, not a curated record. Bases 485 to 2653 code for a protein of 722 amino acids. The transcript is spliced from 3 exons. Lineage: Eukaryota; Viridiplantae; Streptophyta; Magnoliopsida; Cucurbitales; Cucurbitaceae. Gene Ontology annotation, cellular component: membrane.